AUGGACGAGCAAAUCAAGCAAGCAGUGGAGAUAGCCAUUGGUGGUACCGCUGACUUCCAGCUGAAACAACAGGCGAUUCAGUUUUUGAACGAUCUCAAGAACUCGCCAGAUGGAUGGCAAGCGUUUGCACUGCUGUUGAAGGAUGUCAACAACAACGACCAAGUGCGCUUUGUAGCACUACAGGCGCUGUGCGAUUACAUCCCAACUUUGCAAGGAGACAGCUCCUCAUACAUAAGGAGUACACUCUUGGAGUAUUUGCAAUCUCUGAUUUCAGCCAACAAGUACGAUCCGGCAUUCCUGAAGAACAAACUGGCUGAAGCAUUUGCAGCCAGCUUCUGUGCAACUUACUUGACGUCGUGGACGUGCUUCUUCACGGAUUUCCACCAGUUGAUCAAGAAUGAGAAUGAGAUCGCGGUGGAUCAGUACGUUAGGGUCCUCUUGGCAAUCCAUUCGGAGAUUGGUGAUCAAUUGAUCAUUAGGGAAAGAACAACAACAGAGAGAAAUAACAACUUGAAAGAUGCUAUUAGGGUCUCGGAUAUGGCUGAUUUGGCCUUGGUUUGGAAGCGCAUCCUCACAGAUUUCAGAGAUCGAUCUUCUGCUCUAACACAGGAGAUCUUGAAAGGUUGUCUUCAAGUGAUUGGUGCCUACGUUUCUUGGAUUGAAAUCAGCUUGAUUAUUCCAUCCGAUUACAUAAACACAAUCCUACAAUUCCUAAACAAGGAAGGACAAAAGUCCACUUGUUGUAUUACCCUAACUGAAAUCAUCAGCAAGAAGAUGAAACCAGAGGGCAAGUUACAGUUGUUGUCGAUGUUGAACUUGACUUCCGUGGUUGCCUCUUUGAACAUCGACUCAAGUGACAUAGAUACAGUGGAGAGCGUUGCUAAGUUGUACAACAGUAUUGGAUUGGAAUUGAGUUAUAUAUUGGAUUCUUCCGAGGCCACACCAGAGACGAAAACUGCUGCAAAUGAAAGCAUCCUUGCAGUUUCGCCAUUCAUUUUGAAUUUCCUGUCGAAUGAGUACGAUGAUGUUUCAUGUCAGGUGUUCCCAUUCUUGUCAGCUUUCCUAACUGCAUUGAAAAAAUUAGUGAAACAAUCCGGUGGUCAAAUCUCACCUACACAUAUGGAGUUGCUUACAACUUUGCUACAAAAGAUCAUAGUGAAGAUGAAAUUUGAUGAUGAUGAUGACGGUGAAGAUGAGGAUACAAUCCAAGAGUUCAAUGAGUUUAGAGGUAGACUCAGAGUUUUCCAAGAUACUAUUGCAAGUACAUGUCCAGAUAUCUACAUGGAACAAAUGUUUGCUGUUAUUAACCAAUCCAUAUUUGAAUCCAACGGACAAGACUGGAGACAAGUGGAAUUAGGAUUGUACGAAUUGACGAGCUUUUCAGACAGUUUGAGACAGAAUACCAUGAACAUUCCAAAACAACAGAUCAUCGGUUCUAAACCGUACUUAAUGUUCCAAGAGAUGCUCUUGAAAACCAUCAAUUCUAACGUGAUCCAAAUAAACCAUCCAUUAAUCCAUCUGCUCUUCUUUGAACUCAUUGUUCGUCAUUACACAUUGUUGAACAGUUCUAAUAACAAGGAUGAGUUGACCAGUCAUAUUCUCAACUUGUUUAUAUCAUUGGGAUUGCACAACAAUAACGAAAUGGUUCAGAUGAGAUGUUGGUAUCUAUUCUUUAGAUUUGCCAAGUUGACCAAACCUGAAUUGAACGAUAAUCUUAUCCAGGAACUUGUGACUGACCUUUCGCAGACUCUACUUGUGAUUGAAGCUGAAUUGCCUCAAAAGGAUGAUGAUUCAGAACUGGUUGAAGCGUCGUCAAAGUUUGACAACCAGUUGUACCUAUUCGAAACCUUGGGAUUAUUAAUUUCAUUGCACAACAAGGACAAUAUCAGCAUGAAGUUGAAGUUGAUGGAUAUGUUAUUCAACCCAAUUUUCUUGAGUUUGCAAAAUAUCAUCUCUUCAAACGACAGAAGCCCAAAGACAAUACUACAAGCACACCAUCUCUUAAUGGCAAUUGGUACCAUUGCCAGAGGAUUCGAGUAUGAUACUGUACCAAACAAAGUCUAUAAUGCUGAGAUCAUCGAGAGAUUCAAAAACACUGCUGAGGUUGUUUUGGUGACUCUAGAGAAUUUGAGCUCUAAUGAGGGCAUCAGAGACGCAGCCAGAUUUUCGUUUGCAAGAUUCAUUCCAAUUCUAAAAUCAAGUAUUAAUACCUACCUUUCGCGUCUUAUUUCUAUCAUUUUGGCCUCAAACAACUUGAAGUUUAGCGAGCUGACCGAUUUCCUUGGAUUUAUUGGGCAAAUUGUUCACAAUUUCAACAAGGAUGAUCUUAUCUAUCAGUUGCUCAACGAUUUGUUCACGCCACUCUCUGAUAAAGUAUUCCAAAUGGUUAACGACAAGGGUGAGAACAACGUUUAUGAGUUAAUGCCGGAUAUCAUCAGGGAGAAGUCGUUCCUAAAGAAGGCAUACAUCUCACUUUUAAUAGCACUUCAAACGAACAACGUUUCAAGUUUGUUAAUCACAGAGACGAACAAGUCCAAUUUACCAACAAUUUUGCAAAGUCUGCUGCUGGAUGCAAACAACUUGGAGGACCUUCAAGUUGCCAAAUUUUCCCUCACAGCUUUGGAGAAUUUCACCACCAUUUUCGGUAACGAUACUGUCAACGAUUCCAAGGACAAAUAUGCCACGGGACUAACCAUUCAGGGCAUCUCAUCUUUCCUAUUGGAGAACUUGGUCAACCUCAGUUUCGAGAUUCCAUUUCAAAACUCUAAAUUCGACGUCAAAGACGCCCAGUAUAGAUUUGUCGUGGAUGAGUUGGCACAGAUCUUGAAGACUUUGUUCACCGUCAAGCAGCAAGACCUGGUACAGUACCUCAGGGAGAUCUAUUUCCCACGUAUCCAACUUCCCCAGAACGUUGGUGACGAUUUGAUCCAAAACCUGGCUAAUUUGGACGCAAAGGCAUUCAAGAAGUACUUUGUUCAAUUUGUCAUACAGUUGAAGUCAUGA
Molecule: messenger RNA, 3003 nt
Organism: Williopsis jadinii
Lineage: Eukaryota; Fungi; Ascomycota; Saccharomycetes; Phaffomycetales; Wickerhamomycetaceae
Gene: LOS1
Product: Ran GTPase-binding protein LOS1
Exons: 1
Coding region: 1-3003 (1000 amino acids)
Biological process (GO): tRNA re-export from nucleus
Cellular component (GO): cytoplasm; nuclear matrix; nuclear pore
Molecular function (GO): tRNA binding; small GTPase binding
Source: RefSeq, a predicted model, not a curated record